Molecule: messenger RNA, 4646 nt
Organism: Effrenium voratum
Lineage: Eukaryota; Dinophyceae; Suessiales; Symbiodiniaceae
Source: the annotation of a GenBank genome assembly
GUUUGUUUUCCAAUAUGGCCGCCUUCGAGCAGAUGGAUGCCAAUCAGGAUGGCGUGAUCUCCCGGGAGGAGUUUAUGUUCGGCAUGAUGGACCGCAAUCAUGACGGGCAAAUCUCGCGGGAAGAGUUCAUGUCGGCCAUGGGCGGCGCCCCCGCCUCUGCAGGAACAGUCCCCGGAGCCGUUACCUACGGUGCUCCCGUGACGACGUACGGCGGGCCGCCUCAAGAGCCCAUGGGCUAUGGCGCGCCCACCUACAUGGCUCAGCCCACCACUUACGCCGCGCCCCCCACCAUGUACGGCGCACCCCCCAUGGGCGGGGCCACCUACGCCGCGCCCGGGAGCAUGACCUAUACCAUGCCCGGGACCAUGCAGGGCACCAUGCCGGGUACGAUGCCGGGCAUGCAGAUGCAGGGCGCACCGGUAACCUACGCCGCUCCCCAGCAGAUGGCUCCGGUGACCUACGCUGACCCGCAGAGCAUGCAGAUGGGCCCACCCCAGAUCAUGCAGAUGGGCCCACCCCAGAGCAUGCAGAUGGGUCCACCCCAAAGCAUGCAGAUGGGCGCACCCCAGGGCAUGCAGAUGGGCGCACCCCAGAGCAUGCAAAUGGGCCCACCAGCGACCUAUGCUGCCCCGGCUCAACCCUACGCAGUUCAGAGCACAACUGGGCCGGUGCCUAGCGGCACGGGGCUGUCCAUCUCCGCUACCACCCCGCAGCCGGUGCAGACAAUGAUCUACGGUGCGCCCGGGGAGCCGGUGCAGACCACCAUGGAGCCCCAAGCCACGGAGGCGGUGACCACCCAGGGCCCCAUCUCCACCCAGACCUACGCGCCGCAGCCCAGGAGCUCGCCCAUGCAGACCAUCAUGGGGCCGGUUACCCAGGUCAAGAUCCCAGUGGAGAGUGUGAAGGACACAAGCAAGGCGACUAUGACGCAGUGGGGCCCGCAGUACCAGGCCACCCAGGAAUCCGGUGAGCCGCAGUACAUCGCGGGCAUGGGCAGCGAGGUGAACGCCGCUCCGCAGGUCAUGACGCAGCGCCAGGAGCAGGUGGUGCCUGGCCAAGUGAAGCAAAAGAUCAUGGAAAUCCCCACCGUGCAAGAGAUCGUGGAGGAGCAGGAGGUGCCCGAGGUGCAGUAUGUGAACCGCGUGGUCGAGGUGCCCCAGAUCAUGGAGCAGCACGUGGAGCAGAUCGUGGAGCAGGUGGUCCAUGUGCCACAGAUCCACCAGCAGAAGCGCACUCAGCAGCGCCACGUUGAGCAGUUCGUGGAUGUGCCAGUUCCGGAGUUUGUGGAGGAGGUUGUCCAUGUGCCGGUGACCAUGACUCACACGCGCACCCACCACCAGCACGUUGAGCACCAGGUCGAGGUUCCGGUGCCCAUGACGCAGGAGCAGGUGGUGCAUGUGCCCAAGGCACGAUUUUCCCGUGGCCGCAGCCUGCCCGUGAAGCAGCGGCUAAAGUGCCGCGCUAUGGGCCGGGCCCGCAGCGGGUACCCGCUGGAGGUGCUGGACGAGUCCGAGGCGCCGCGCUUGGUGGGGCGCCGCUUCCAGAUUCUUCGGAAGUUGGGCAGCGGGUCUUACAGCGUGGUACGCCUCGCCUUCGACCAGACCACUAAGCAGCUGGUGGCGGUGAAGUUCGAGUGGCAGAAAGCUGAAAAGACCGACAAGCUCCUGAAAGAGGCCGAGCUGUGUGAGACCUUUGGCACUAGCAGCCCCUACACGCCCACUGUGCUGUGGUCGGGCAUCAAAGGUGAGUACAACAUUAUGGCGAUGGACUUGCUUGGCCCGUCGCUGGAGGAUAUUUUCAUGAAGAAGUGCCACAGGAGAUUCAGCUUGAAGUCUGUCCUCAUGAUCGCUGAGCAGAUGAUCGACUGCAUGGAGUUCGUCCAUUCUCACGGGAUCAUCCAUCGGGACAUCAAGCCCAGCAACUUCGUGGUGGGCAGCAAGGGCCAGCAGGACAAGAUCUACGUCGUGGAUUUCGGCCUGGCCAAGCGCUACCAGGACCGGAAAGGCAAGCACAUUGCCUUUGCGCAGAAGAGCGGCAUGACGGGAACUGCGAGAUACACCACGGUGAACCUCCACCGGGGCUUCGAGCCCAGCCGUCGGGAUGACUUGGGCUCCAUCGGCUACGUGCUGAUGUACUUCCUGGUCGGCCGGCUGCCGUGGCAAGGAAUCAAUCACCCGGACAGGAAGAAGAGGAAGCAGAAAAUCGGGCAGAAGAAAAUGCUGACGCCCCACGAGAAGUUGUGCAAGGGAUUUCCCAAAGAAUUCAUUCAGUACCUGGAGUACUGUGACUCUUUGGGCUUCGAGGAGAAGCCCAACUACGACCACCUCCGGGGCUUGAUGCGGAGAGCCGGUGCAAGGCAUCAGCUGGACUUCGAUGGACAGUUCGACUGGGUCAAUCGCAAGCGCAAAUCCUGCAAGUUGGAAGAGGAGACCUCUACCGAGUACGAGACGGAGUAUUCCAGCUACGAUUCGACCUACGAGUCCUACGUGAUGAUGCAGGACCGGGUGCAGCACCAGCAGGUGGAGCAGGUGGUGGAGGUCCCGGUGCCCAUGCAGCAGGAGGAGGUGGUGCACGUGCCCAAGAUCUUUACCCAGACCCGCUCCCGGCAGCAGCAGGUGGUGCAGGAGGUGGAAGUGCCGGUGCCGAUGAUGCAGGAAGAGGUGGUGCACGUUCCCAAGAUUAUGACGGCCACCAGGAUUCAGCACCAACACGUGGAGGAGGUCGUGGAGGUGCCAGUGCACAUUCAGCAAGAGGAGGUGAUCCAUGUGCCCAAGGUGAUGGCGCAGGGCCCGGGUGCGGGAGGACCAUGCGGCGGAACCUAUGGAGCUCCCCCCAUGUCCUCGAUCACUGGGCAGCCGGCCGGCCAGAACAUGAUGCGCGCUGGCGCCGCGAUGCCACAAACCACGCAGCCAGGGGCCGGCCGCAUCCAUCAGACCGUGGAGCAGACCGUGGAAGUGCCGGUGCCGAUGACCGAGGAGGUCAUGGUGCACGUGCCCAAGGUGGUGACCCAUCAGCGGGUGCAGCACCAGCACGUGGAGCAGACCGUGGAGAUCCCCGUGCCGCAGGUCCAGGAGGAGGUGGUGCACAUCCCGAAGGUGCAAACCCAGGAGCGAGUCAUCCACCAGCAUGUGGAGCAGGUCCGCGAGGUGCCGGUGCCUAUGGUGCAGGAGUCGGUGGUCCACGUACCCAAGGUGAUCACGCAAGAGCGCAUGCACCACUUCCAUGUGGAGGAGCUGGUGGACAUCCCAGUGGAGCAGCCCGUUGAGACGCAGGUGCACGUGCCCGUGGUGAGCAAGGUGGAGCGAAUCGUGCACAACCCGGUGGAUCUGGUGGUUGAGGUGCCCCGCCCCAUCGUCGUGGAGAAGUCCAUCCAGGUGCCCAUGAUCCAGAUCGAGGAGAAGACCGUCAAGGUUCCGAAGGUGAUGAACACCGUGGUGGACACCGUGGUGCAGCAUCAGGUGGAGAACAUCCAUGUGGUGAAGCCCACCGUGGUGCACAAGGUUGUCCAGCGCAAGAGACCGGUGAUGAUGGAGCGUGUGCAGCACGUGCCCAAGAUCAUGGUGCAGCACAUCCCAGUGCAGAAGGUCGUCGAGAAGCAGGUGCACAUCCCGCAGGUUCAGUACUUCGACGAGUUUGUGGAUGUGCCGAUGGUCCGCCACAGGCAAAUUCCGAUGCAGGUGAGGAAGGAGCGCCAGGUCGAGGUGCCACACGUUGAGUACGUGGACCACCACAUUGAAGUGCCGGUGCAGAAGCACGUGCACAUCCCCUUGGUGCAGACGGUGCAUAAGCAGGUGGAGGUGCCUCAGGUGCAGUACAACAACCAAAUUGUCCAUGUGCCUGUGCAGAAGCAGGUGCACGUGCCCAUGAUCCAAAAGGUCCAGAAGACGGUGGAGGUGCCACAGGUGCAAUACGAGGAUCAGAUUGUCCACGUGCCUGUCCAGAAGCAGGUGCAUGUGCCGAUGGUGCAGACCGUGCAGAAGCAUGUGGAGGUGCCACAAAUGCAGUACGAAGACCAGGUGGUCCAGGUGCCAGUGCAGAAGCAGGUGCAGGUGCCGAUGAUCCAGAAGGUUCAGAAGACCGUGGAGGUGCCGCAGAUGCAGUAUGGGGACCAGCUCGUCAAUGUGCCUGGUCAGCAGGGCCUGAGCACCUACGGCGCGCCAGGGGGUGUUGGUCAGCAGGGCCUGAGCACCUACGGCGCGCCAGGGGGUGUUGGCGCACCGAUGGGUGGAGCCCCUGAGAUCGUCCAAGUGCCGGUGCAGAAGCACGUGCACGUGCCCAUGGUCCAUCAGGUGGAGAGGAGAGCGUGGAGGUGCCGCAGAUCCAGUACGAGGAUCAGGUGGUGCAAGUGCCGGUGCAAAAGCACGUGCACGUGCCGAUGGUGCACACGGUGCAGAAGACGGUGGAAGUGCCGCAAGUGCAGUUUGUUGACUCCGUGGUGCAUGUGCCCGUGGACAAGCAGGUGCACGUGCCCAUGGUGCAAACAGUCGAGAAGACCGUGGAGGUGCCGCAGGUGGAGUAUGUCGACAGCCACGUCCACAUCCCCAUCCAGAAGCAGCGGCAUGUGCCGGUGCAGGUGCCCGUGGAGAGACCCAUUGAGGUCAACGUUAUCGAGACCCUCGAGAAGGUCAUCGACGUGCCGGUGGUGA